AUGAGGGAGAGGACAAGGAAGAGGAGGGGAUUGAAAGGGGGUGAAGGGGCAAGUAAGACAAAUGAGGGAGAGGAAAAGGAAGAGGAGGGGAUUGAAGGGGGUGAAGUGCCAAGUAAGAGAAAUGAGGGAGAGGAAAAGGAAGAGGAGGGGAUUGAAGGAGGUGAAGUGCAAAGAAAACCAAGGGAGGUAGAGGAAGCUCAAAGGAAAAGAAGUGAGGGAGAGCAAGUGAAAAUAAAAAGCAGCAAAGGAGAGGAAGCGCAAAGAAAGAGCAUUGAGGGAGGGGAAGAACUGCAAAGAAAAAGCAGUGAGGGAGAGGAUCCGCAAAAAAAAAGAAGGAAGGGCAAGGAAGUGAAAAGACAGAGAAGUGAGGAAAAUGAAGUGCAAAGAAACCAAUGUGAGGAAGAGGAUGAUGAAGUUAUGUUGGUUGGCGAUGACAUUGGCGAGAGCACGGAGGGGACAAAGGUUGAGGUUACUCUCGGGGACAUUGAUUUGGAUCAACCUACAACUGUGUUAUCUCAGUUGAACGUUUGGUUGAAUGAUGAAGGUCAAGGUGUGGAACGAGGGGUCCAAUUACGGAAGAGGAAGAGGAUUAUUCCUAUGUGGAAGAUCGUUGAAGCUAGUGAAGUGGUUCAAAAAAAUUUGCCAAAGACAACCGGACUUCGGACGUUAGACCCAAUGAAGGCGAUUCCGCAUGAUGAUAUGGUGAAAUUGCUGAAACUUUGUUCGGAAUGGCGCCAUAACCCAAAUUUGGUGAUGCAAUUUGGCAACGUGGAAGCUGAGAUUGAAUUCUUCGCUUCCCUCGUCAAAGCUGACGGUUGGCUGAAAGGAGAUCACAUUGAUUUGGGCUUGUAUCUCAUUCGGAAGCGACAACAACAGUUGGAGGAAGUAGAAAUAUCGGACUGGACAACGACCGAUGUAUUUUUUAUGGUAUGUGAUGCAGGAUGCAUAGGACCUAAAUUGUUUAGUUUCCUAAUUGAUUUGAAUAGGAUUUCUGUUUUACCUGGGGAUUUUAAUUCUAUUGUCUCUAGGGCUGUGCUACAUCAGUAUGGCAUAGGCCUUGACCAAGUGCAAAUCACAUCCAUACUUGCUUUGCGGAUAAUAAAAGGAAAAAAAGAGCAAGUUGGGUGGAAAAUUAGAACCAGUUUAGUGAACGUUGUAAAUGGCAAGGUUCCGGCGUGUGGAUUGGAUUGGCAGAACACGUAUAAGGUGUAUGUACCUUGUAUGUUGCCAAAAUAUAAGCAUUGGGUGGCUCUAGAGAUUGAUUUGAUUCAGUGUGAAAUCAAAGUCUACGAUUCAAUGGUUUCACUCAUUCCAGAUCAGAGCUUAAAGGAAGAACUCGGCCCCCUGUCAAUUACGAUUCCAAAUCUUCUGCACACCCUCGACUUUUAUGAAGAAGGUGUUUACGCGAACGAGUGCACCCGAGAUUGGUGGUGUCCAUGGCCAAUACAUCGUGUGGAUGUUCCACAACAGGCUAAUCAAGGCGAUUGUGGUAUGUUCGUGUUGAAGUACAUUGAGCUGUUGAGUGCUGAGAUUCCCUUAGCUACUUGCACCUCGCAGAACAUGCCAUUUUUUCGGUUGAAGUUGGCUGCAGAAAUUGCACGGGGAGAUGCUUACAUGCCAUGA
Prunus armeniaca (apricot) is the source of this 1623-nucleotide messenger RNA. Lineage: Eukaryota; Viridiplantae; Streptophyta; Magnoliopsida; Rosales; Rosaceae. The record is from the annotation of a GenBank genome assembly.